GAGGCACUGCGUCUCCGUGACGGUGUCAGGAGGUGAUUUAUCGUUGGUAAAUCGCGUUUCUGAAUAGAUUAUUCCCAGUUGGUCUAUAAAUGGCGUGAUAGCCACCUGGUCAUUGUAAACUGACAUAUAUUGAAUCUGCGACCUAACGUGAAUAUUUUCAGACAGCGUAUACACCAUGCCAGCAAUCGUCAACGCACCCACAUCGUCCAUUCGAGGCGGCCAUGAAGAGUCUCGCCCUCGUAUUUCCCAACCGAUCGAAUAUUCAGGAUCCCUGGAUACUUGUCCCCAAGGAGACCUGACGCCUGUAAUCGGUAGAGAGUAUUCCGGGCUGCAGAUAGCAGAGGUUCUGAAAUCGGACGAAUGUGAUCGGAUCAUCAGAGAUCUUGCUGUGACGAUCUCGAAACGAGGAGUCGUCUUCCUGCGCAAUCAAGAUCUGACGCCCCAGCAAAUGCGCGAAUUCGGGGAGAAACUGACCUCUCUCGCUGGCUGUCCCGAAUCUUCCGGGCUACACGUCCACCCCCUCACGGAAGAAGGCAGCGAACUCGGCGACCAAAUCAGCGUAAUCAGCAGCGAAAAGCAAAAGAAAGGCGGCGGCCUCACGCACCAACUCAGCGACACCAGCCGUCUCGCCUCGGUGGGCUGGCACACGGAUAUCAGUUUCGAGCGCGUGCCCUCCGACUACGCGAUGCUGAAAAUCCACACCCUCCCGCCCACGGGCGGCGACACGCUCUGGGCGUCGGGGUAUGAAGUGUACGAUCGGUUGUCGGGGGAGAUGGCGAGGUUUCUGGAGGGGUUGACGGCGACGCAUGAUGCGAGGUUCUUUCACGAUGAGGCGAGGAGACUGGGGAAUCCGUUGCGGAAGGGGGUUAGGGGGUCGCCGUUGAAUGAGGGGGAUGAGUUGACGGCUGUGCAUCCGGUUAUUCGGACGAAUCCGGUCACUGGGUGGAAAUCAGUGUACGUGAAUAGAGGCUUUACGCGGCGCAUCAACGGCGUCACCAAGGACGAGUCAGAUAUUCUGCUGCAGUAUCUGUUUAAUCUCGUGACCCAAAACCACGACGCACAGGUGCGGUUCAAAUGGAACAGAAACGACAUGGCAAUCUGGGAUAACAGAUCGACCUGGCACUGUGCGACAUACGACUAUGCAGAAGCACGAGCUGGGGAUCGAGUCUGUAGUCUAGGAGAGGCACCAUAUCUUGAUACGCAGUCCAAGUCAAGAAGACAGGCGUUGGGAGAAUAGGGAGUAGAUUGAUGAAUCAUGUUUGAUAAUGAUAGUUAUGCACAGAUGAAAUGAAAGAAAUCAU
Molecule: messenger RNA, 1301 nt
Organism: Aspergillus wentii DTO 134E9
Lineage: Eukaryota; Fungi; Ascomycota; Eurotiomycetes; Eurotiales; Aspergillaceae
Product: TauD/TfdA dioxygenase family protein
Exons: 5
Coding region: 176-1237 (353 amino acids)
Cellular component (GO): cytoplasm
Molecular function (GO): 2-oxoglutarate-dependent dioxygenase activity
Source: RefSeq, a predicted model, not a curated record